CGCUAUGGAAGCCGGCAGGACAGCUGUGCUCCGGGUGAAGCGAAAGCGUAGCGCGGAGCCCGCGGAGGCCCUUGUGCUCUCUUGUAAACGCCUCCGGAGCGACGAGAGCGAAUCCGCUGACCAGAAGACGCCAGAGAGUCUGGGGAGACCGGCGGAGAAUAAUGUCUUCCAGUUGGUGGCCACCGUGUGCUCCCAGGAGGAGCCAGUCCAGCCGCUCCUGCGGGCAGCCCUUCGCCCGUCCCAGGGCAGCCAGCAGCGUAUCCGCCGCGAUCUCCGCUCGUCGGCUCGGGAGAUUCGGCAGGAGGGCCGCUACCGGGUGAUUUCCAGCCGCCGAUCCUUGGGGAUCACCUCUGGCGGCCUGGAGUCCGAAUACACGCUGGGGAGCCCAGAAGCCGCCCGGGACACAGGCUUCCAGCUGUUCGAUCUGGUCCACGAGGAGGGAGACUCAGAGGCCGCAGCCGCGGGCUCCUGCAAAACAUCUGACCCAGAUGUGAUCCUCUGCAAUUCUGUAGAAUUGAUCCGUGAGCAGUUAACUGUGUCUGAAGAUGGACCAGGAGUUGGGCCCCAGGAGGAACAAAAGCAUGAUGACUAUGUGUAUGACAUCUACUACUUGGAGAUGGCCACUCCAGGGUGGAUUGAGAACAUCCUCUCUGUGCAGCCCUACAGCCAGGAGUGGGAGCUGGUGAAUAAUGAUGAAGAACCAGAGGACAUUUAUGAAGAUGAAGAUGACGAGAACAGUGAAAAUAAUUGGCGCAAUGAGUACCCAGAGGAGGAGGAAAGCAGUGAUGGAGAUGAAGAUUCCAGAGGCUCUGAUGAAUACAGCAGCCUCAGUGAGGAGGAAAGAGGCUGCAGCAGACGACAGAUGUGGAACAAAUACCCUUUGGAUGUACAGAAGGAGUUUGGCUAUGACAACCCCCAGGACCUGGAUUCAGACUGAUGGUCUUGUGAUAUCCAUGAGGUUCUACCACAGGCCCUUGAGAACUCUGUGACUACAGUGUCUUCUGACCUGAUGACAUCCUCUUAGGUUUCCUAGCUUAACAUGUAGAAGCAAAAGCAUAUCCAACAGCAAUGAAUGCUCCUUUAGCUUUUUGGCCCAGGCAUUUUUCCUCGCACUCCAAUUCUCCUCCUACGCUAAAGCCACAAGGGAAGAGAGGCUCCUGUUUUAUCAGCAGUAAGAUUCUUUUUUCCCAUACUGCCAGGCUGCCUGCCUCCAGCAAAACUGUUCCUUUUGAUAGAGGGAAUCUAGAAGGGCUGCAGUGGGUCCCUUGUAGCAGCACAGCUGGACAGUAAUGGCCAUUAGGGCAGCAAGUACAGUCUCUGAGCUGUGAGAGGUUUUGGUUACUAGUUGUCUCUGCCACCCCACUUCCAGACUCUGAUAAUGACUGUAAAAAUUGCUGUCUUCCUUUGGCAGCAGUGCCAAGAACAGAAUAGAUAUGAAUGUGAUACUCCGUGUUUAGUAAAAACUAACUUUGAACAUGGAAGCAAGUAAAACCUCCUUUAAAACCUUG
Molecule: messenger RNA, 1508 nt
Organism: Galeopterus variegatus (Sunda flying lemur)
Lineage: Eukaryota; Metazoa; Chordata; Mammalia; Dermoptera; Cynocephalidae
Gene: SLC7A6OS
Product: solute carrier family 7, member 6 opposite strand
Exons: 5
Coding region: 5-937 (310 amino acids)
Biological process (GO): developmental process
Source: RefSeq, a predicted model, not a curated record